Messenger RNA from Staurois parvus, 581 nucleotides. The record is from the annotation of a GenBank genome assembly. NCBI's taxonomy places the organism in Eukaryota, Metazoa, Chordata, Amphibia, Anura, Ranidae.
AUGACAUCAGAGACUGGGGGCGGAGUGGUAGAUAGGUGGAUGAAGAUGAGGAAGGCCUUGCGGGUUGGCUGCUGGUUGGUGUGGUGUGUGUCCUCCCGGUGGCACGGCCGGCUCCGGCGGAGUGUGAAGUCUGUAAGGAGUAUCUGCAGAGUUUUUACCAGUCUUUAUUAGAAAAGAAAUCAGAAUUUACUCCAACUGCCAUAGAGAAAGAAUUAAUCAACACAUGCAGAGAUGCUACAGGAAAAGAAAACCGCCCUGGUAAGAAUCAACAUGUUUUUUUUCUGUGGCCAAAUCUAUCAGCGAGGCUUUGGUUCGAAGUGUACUUGGCAAAGUGACAAACAUGUCCAAAGCACAUUGAUGUGUAGUGGAAUAUGCAAACUUUUGUUCCAUUUUGCAAGCAUACAAAAAGCAGGUAGAAGAUUAACAAAAUUGUUUUCCUUUCUGAAUGCCAAUAUCCACAUUUUUCAAACUAAAACUAAAUAAUAUAAUUGAACUUACAAUUAUACAAUUCUUUGUGACUGUUCAUCGUUUACUGUUAUAAUAGGGAUCAUAUUUUUCCCAAUAUAAUAUUAAAAAGUAAA